Plasmodium inui San Antonio 1 is the source of this 1425-nucleotide messenger RNA. RefSeq lists its product as hypothetical. Lineage: Eukaryota; Apicomplexa; Aconoidasida; Haemosporida; Plasmodiidae. The transcript has a single exon. The record is from RefSeq and is a predicted model, not a curated record. The coding region runs from base 1 to 1425 and encodes 474 amino acids.
AUGGAGGAUAAUUCCCUCUCUGGGAAGAAGCUCACGAGCGUCCAAGUCCACGUGGAGGGGGUGAAGAAGGUGAAAGGAGAAAAGCUCAACUUCCUCUUUGAAGAUAUCAAGAAAAGUGCAACCCUGGAGGACCUUUUUCUUCAGAUUAAUAAAUGUAACGAAAAAAUCCAUCGGUUAAACAUAUUCGCUGGUGCUCCGCUAAUCAACCUGAGGAGCCUCACCGAAACAGACGUGGAGGUGAAAUACACACUAAAAGAGCAAAGCAACAACUAUGUCGUAGGGACCAAUGUAAAUAACCGCGGAGAAGUAACAGCCGAGUUAGAGAUGAACGUGCCGUAUGUUCUCAGAACGAUCAAUAGUGUCCAACUCAAAGGUAACAUAAGUAGCUUCUACACAAACAAUUUCGCUCUCCGAUUUGUUUUUCCCCAAAUAAGUAACUUGGCUAACCUUAACCUCAUUUUUGAGGGAAACCUCAGCAGCGUAAGUAACACACAACAUGGAUCCUACUUAGUGAAGGGUAACUCUCUCAAAACAUUCCUCGUGGGAGAAAGGCACACAUUCAUUUGGGACGUAAAUUUCAACACCCUCUUUCAACGUAUAAGUCGAAAUUAUAUUCCCUCUGAAUCGAUGCUAAAGUUGCCAGGGAGAUAUGUCAAGCAUAGUAUACGCCAUGUGUACAAGCGAGAUGCACUGGGUUAUGGGUGGCCAAAGGAAUCACUGCACCAGGGGGGUCGCCCCACUGAAGAGGUACCAGAUCGACACAUCGAGGGAGGAAGUGCCAAUCCAUCCCAACUUGUGGAACAAACCAACUACCCCACGUCAGGCUACCUCUACCAAAUGGAGAGUGAACUCUCCUUGCCCUUCUGCGAAGAGAAAUCCUUUAAAAAUCAGUUGCACUACCUCUUUGUGAAGAGGCUCCGUGAGGAUGUUCUCACCUAUGUAAGCUUUACCAAUGGGGUGAAACAUCGAUUUGAUAAAACCAACCCGUACCAGCUAGGGGCCUUCCACUUCAGUGGAAGCAUAGGCACCUCCCUAACGUUUCGAGGCUUCGAACAUAGCAGCAUUGGAGACACAGACGUCGGUUACAAGUUUGAUAGAAAAAGAGGAGAUUACCGAAUCUGUUAUAAUUACCUGGGGGCCAACUUCAUCACCAGCUUUGAAUUCGUAUGUAAAUAUAUCUUAAAGCUACAGAAUGUUAAUCCCAUUCUGUUCUUUUAUGUGCAGGUGGGACGACUGAGCAAUCAUUUUUUCUCUUCCUUUGAUCAGCUAAAGAGAGACAUGAGAGCAUCCACUGGGAUCGGACUCAUGACAUACAUACAGAAGAAUGUCUCCUUGGAGGUUUUUUUUAAUUUUCCUCUUUUGCAUCACCUGAAUGACCGGACGAAGUACUUCCAGGUGGGCUUAAACUUUAGGGGCAUGUUAUAG